Messenger RNA from Komagataella phaffii GS115, 1344 nucleotides. RefSeq names its product Component of the core form of RNA polymerase transcription factor TFIIH. Gene Ontology annotation, biological process: regulation of transcription by RNA polymerase II; nucleotide-excision repair; DNA-templated transcription. The coding region runs from base 1 to 1344 and encodes 447 amino acids. NCBI's taxonomy places the organism in Eukaryota, Fungi, Ascomycota, Pichiomycetes, Pichiales, Pichiaceae. The record is from RefSeq and is a predicted model, not a curated record. Gene Ontology annotation, molecular function: zinc ion binding. The transcript has a single exon. Gene Ontology annotation, cellular component: transcription factor TFIIH core complex; transcription factor TFIIH holo complex.
AUGAACGAUUCGGACGAUGAUUACUUGGAGGUGGAUGAGGGCAUAGAGGAGAACGAUCUUUCCUUUGAUAAAAAAGGUGUGGCCCGCCGAACCCGUAAGGAAAAUCAAAAACAGAAAACCACCGCUAAUAUUGCACUCAAAGGUUCCAAUGGGGGAUACUCAUGGGAGGAUGAGUAUCAUAGAUCCUGGGACAUUGUGCAAGAGGAUGAAGCAGGGUCACUGGAAGGAAUCGUAACUGGCAUUAUGGAGGCUCACAAGAAGCGAUUUCUGAAGAAUGUAACACCUUUUCAAAGAGGUAUCAUACGAUCAAUGGUGUUGGUAAUUGACUUCAGUAAAGUCAUGAGUGAAAAGGAUCUACGACCUAAUAGAGCGGCUCUCACGAUUAGCAACGCAAUAGAAUUUGUCAACAACUUUUUCGACCAAAAUCCAAUAUCACAGUUAGGAAUAGUGCUCAUGAGAAAUGGAAUAGCAACUUUAGUCAGCGAAGUCAGUGGUAACCCAAACAAUCAUGUCGAAGCUUUAAGAAGUAUAAGAAGAUUGGAACCAACAGGAGAUCCUUCAUUGCAGAAUGCUUUUGAGAUGGCCCGAGGUCUUCUACUACAUACCCCGUCCCACUCAACUCGAGAAAUUUUGAUGAUCUUUGGUGCUCUGUUCACAUCUGACCCAGGAGAUAUACAUACAACGAUAGACUCUCUCGUAAAAGAGAAAAUAAGAGUGAAAAUUAUAGGGCUUACGGCCCAGGUGGCAAUUUGUAAAGAGAUCUGUCGAAGAACUAAUUAUGGAGAUGAUACUCUUUACGCAGUGAUUCUGAAUGAGGGCCACUUCAAAGACCUCUUAUUAGAUGCAGUGACUCCAUUAGCCAUCUCUAAAAGUGCCCAGGUAGAAAUGCGUGGCUUCACUUUGAUCAAGGCAGGCUUUCCAACUCGAAUUUCGGAAGCAAUACCCUCAUUCUGUGCUUGCCAUUCAAAAUUGAUACAUGGAGGAUAUAUUUGUCCUGGCUGCAAAUCCAAAGUCUGCAUGUUGCCAACAGUAUGCCCCUGUUGCAACCUGAUGUUAAUUCUCUCUACCCACUUGGCAAGAUCAUACCAUCACCUUUUUCCUCUUAAGUUAUUUCAAGAAGUUCCUCUAGCUGAAAGCUACAUCUCUACAAACUGCUUCAGUUGUCUUACCGAAUUUCCGCAAGGAAUGAGUGAAUCAGAGCGAUCCAACUCAGACAACAGAGCCAAAAAAGAGUUCCAUACUAGUUCAAGAUACCAGUGUCCUGACUGUAAUAAGCAUUUCUGUGUUGAUUGCGAUGUUUUUGUACAUGAUGUACUACACAACUGUCCCGGAUGUGGCUGCUGA